Messenger RNA from Gadus macrocephalus (Pacific cod), 1367 nucleotides. RefSeq names its product putative nuclease HARBI1. Lineage: Eukaryota; Metazoa; Chordata; Actinopteri; Gadiformes; Gadidae. The record is from RefSeq and is a predicted model, not a curated record.
GGGGCCCGUUUCAGAAAGCAGGUUUAGUGAAAACUCUGAGUUAGUUAACCCUGAGAUGAGGGAAACUCUGGUUUUUCAGUUUCACAAAGCCAGUUCAGCUUUACUCUGAGUCAGUUACCCUGGCAACAUACUCCGUGAACCUAACCUGCUCGCUGGCAGGUUUUCUUCAACUAACCCCGAGUUUCUCCUGCUCUUAAGUUGAAGCCUGCAGACUGAAGGCAGUGGCAGACAUGGCGUGUCCUUUUAUUGAAGAGCCAGUUGAUGUCGAGGCGCAGAUAUUUGGAUGUUUUAUCAUUCCCUGAUGAGUAGCUACCUGUUUGAGCGUUUCCGUUUCUCUGCAUCAUCAAUAAUUUAUAUAAACAAUAUUCUCAGCCCUCACAUCGCUCACAUGACACAUCGUGGCACGCUCAGUUCCGAGCAAAUUCUUUGUAUUGCACUUCGUUUUUUUGCCAACGGCAGUUUUUUGUAUAACGUCGGUGAUGCAGAGCAUGUGUCCAAGGAAACUGUCUGUCGGGCUGUCCGAAAUGUGACACUUGCACUGAAACGGCUACUAUGCACGUUUGUAGUGUUCCCAAGUCACAGACCCACCAGACUUCUCAAAGAAGAGUUCCACAGAAUUGCAGGGUUUCCAGGUGUGAUUGGCUGCAUAGAUGGCACUCACAUUCCUAUCAUAGCUCCUUCAAUAAAUGAAGGAGAUUAUGUGAAUAGGAAAUCUGUCCACAGCAUUAAUGUACAGAUCAUAUGUGACGCAGCCCACAUGAUAAAUAAUGUGGAAGCGAAGUGGCCUGGGUCUGUGUAUGACUCACGAAUGUUUCGUGAGUCUACACUGAGUGCCAGAUUGGCCCGUGGGGAGUUUGAUGGUUAUCUACUCGGAGACAGAGGGUACCCCUGCCAGCGCUAUCUGCUGACCCCUUACCCUGACCCUGACCCUUGCCCACAGCAACACUACAACUUGGCUCACUGCAGGACACGAGCCAGAGUGGAGAUGACCAUCGGCAUACUCAAGGCCCGGUUCCAGUGCCUUCGUAGGCUCAGGGUCACCCCGGAAAGGGCUUGUGACAUUAUAGUGGCAUGUUUGGUUCUCCACAACAUUGCCACUAUUAGAGGAGAACAAUGUCCUACUCUUUCCCCCAAUGAUCCAGAUAAUAAUCCUGACCCCCCUGCUGAUGCACGAGAUGGAAGAGCUGUUAGAGACAUGAUAUGCUUCAAUCAUUUCUAACUGACUCUGCCUUUUUUCUGUUGGCUAUAAUGGAGGUCAAAAUUUAAGAUAACCAGAAAACACAAAUUUGGAGACUUGUAUGUAUAAAAGGCAUUUAGGUGUUGCUUUCAUAUAGACAAUAUUAAAUACUGGCAGUGUUGGGAUUUUU